Molecule: messenger RNA, 874 nt
Organism: Triplophysa rosa
Lineage: Eukaryota; Metazoa; Chordata; Actinopteri; Cypriniformes; Nemacheilidae
Exons: 2
Coding region: 116-631 (171 amino acids)
Source: RefSeq, a predicted model, not a curated record
CCCACAUACCCGGAGAAGACCCUUCAGAGAUUCAGUUAUCCUCCCAAAACUUCCACAGCCUCUUCAAGACAGUCCACCCCCGGUUUCUGCUGACUCAUUCAGUCUGCGCACAGCAAUGAGAGAACAUCUCAUCCGUCUGCUUGCCAUCCUGGUCAUCACAUCCUCUUUAAAAACAUUAAACUCUGAAGAGGAGCUGUGGGACACACAUUUUGGCUAUCCACCACCCCGACACGGACUCGCCCUACUCAUGUGGUACGUGAAAAAAUGCAUCGACAAUAACAUGGUGGCACUCUGUGACCCGGUGGCAGGAGAAUUUGGAUUUCAUCCGUUCCUUAACACUGGGUCCCUGCUUCCCCCGCUGAAGGACAAACGCACAUAUGCAUACUUCACCAUAGGAAACCUGCACUAUAAGCACGCUAAGGAUCUGCCCUAUGAAGUGAGGAAAUACUAUGAUCCGCAUGAUGAAUUGAGCAACAUGGACAGAGUCGUUGUCAAGCUCAACAUGAACAAAAACAAAAUUGAGGACAUCUACAUAUCAGAGCAUUACAACCCGGACAGAACUUUUCUUAUGGGGGUGCUUCUCAUUGAGGACUUAAGGGGACUCCAGAACUUAACACAAAAGACAACAUAAAAAAAAUGAAUAGAAUGUCUAUUCCAUGACACUUUGUCAUAAGAUUGUCUUAUUCCCUUCCUCUUUUUUAACCUGUUUAGCAUUUUCGGUUUAGUAUUUUCCAGUGAUUUGGUGGACUUAACUUUCACUUCUAAUUUGUUUUUACGUGUUUCCCCAUUGUAAUUCCACUUCUCUGUUUUAUUCACUUCAUCAAUUUCUACCCUAUCGUACUGUGUCUUACACCAUUAGUAAAAGGUUUUUCUU